CGUUCGUCUGUCAACACAGUUUCAUUUAUUGUUAUAACAACAGCCGGGCUGUGUGAAUGACGGUGAAAAAAAAAUAGAAUUGGCCCAUCAAACAGAAUCUAUCGCAACAUAAAACACCACCAUUUGUGAUUUCGAAUUAAAUUUUUUUGUCAUUUGGAAUUAAGUAGAAAUUAGCUAGAGCUGAAAAAAAUGGUUAUUACGGCCAGCACAUUACGCACACAAUUGGUUUCACUGACAAAUUUCAGCGGUACACACAGAGAACAUGCUGAUAAGUAUCGCGUCCUGUUGGACAGCAUUCUGUCGAACAAUGAAGCCGAAUUGGUCGACACACUCAAACUGUUUAUUGAAGCGAUUGUCAAUGAACAUGUCAGUUUGGUGAUUUCACGUCAAUUACUCACCGAUGUUGGCAAUCAUUUGAUGUCGUUAGCCGAUCAUGUUUCGAAGACCAUUUCGCAUUUCACACUGGAUAAAGUGCAACCGCGUGUCAUUUCGUUCGAAGAACAAGUGGCAAACAUUCGUCAGCAUUUGUCACAGAUCUACGAACGCGAAGAAAAUUGGCGAGAAGCGGCCAACGUUUUGGUUGGGAUUCCAUUGGAAACGGGUCAAAAACAAUACACAGUUGAUUAUAAGUUGGAAACGUAUUUGAAAAUCGCUCGCCUAUAUCUAGAGGACGAUGAUCCAAUUCAGGCCGAGGCGUACAUUAACCGUGCGUCACUGUUGCAAGGUGAAACCAAAAAAACAGAGCUCCAUGUUCUGUACAAGGUAUGCUAUGCUCGUGUUCUUGACUAUCGGCGCAAAUUCAUUGAGGCCGCACAACGAUACAAUGAACUCUCAUACCGUACCAUCAUCGAUGAGGGGGAACGAAUGACAGCACUGAAGAAUGCGCUCAUUUGCACGAUUUUGGCAUCGGCUGGUCAACAACGUUCACGCAUGUUGGCGACACUCUUCAAGGAUGAACGAUGCCAGCAUUUGCCGGCCUAUGCAAUUCUAGAGAAAAUGUACUUGGAUCGAAUCAUUCGUCGCUCGGAAUUGCAAGAAUUCGAAGCCUUAUUGCAAGUUCAUCAGAAGGCAAGCACAUUGGAUGGAUCAUCGAUUUUGGAUCGUGCCGUCUUCGAACACAACUUGCUAUCGGCCAGCAAGCUAUACAACAAUAUCACAUUCGAAGAAUUGGGCGCACUACUUGAAAUCGAUCCGAAGAAGGCUGAACGAAUCGCAUCGCAAAUGCUCACCGAAGAACGUAUGAAUGGAUACAUCGAUCAAAUCGAUGAAAUCGUUCAUUUUGAAACACGUGAAAUUCUGCCGCUUUGGGACAAACAAAUCCAGUCAAUUUGCUAUCAGGUGAAUGGUGUCAUCGAAAAAAUUGGAUCUGCCGAGCCGGAAUGGAUGGCAAAAACCCUCGAUGAAGAAAUGACUAACUAACCAAAUUUGAUGCUAUCAAAAUAAAAUCGCCUAUUUAAGAUGGAAAUUCGCAAAGAAAUUUAAAGUUUAAUAAAGAAAAUAUUCGUAUAAAAGUCAAGGA
Sitodiplosis mosellana (orange wheat blossom midge) is the source of this 1519-nucleotide messenger RNA. It is a transcript of the gene CSN4, whose product is annotated as COP9 signalosome complex subunit 4. The coding region runs from base 190 to 1419 and encodes 409 amino acids. Gene Ontology annotation, cellular component: cytosol; COP9 signalosome. The transcript has 5 exons. Lineage: Eukaryota; Metazoa; Arthropoda; Insecta; Diptera; Cecidomyiidae. The record is from RefSeq and is a predicted model, not a curated record.